AUGGAAGAGAAUCCAACGGAAGAGCAUUUUCUUCAAAAUCACCGAACUUAUGAGUGCUCGAAGAGAGACGCGACUGACCGAACAUUCUAUCGACCAGACCACCUGCGACAGCACAUUAGAAACUUUCAUGGAGCCACUCUGUGUGACAUUGUGCAAGCCCGCUGGAAAACAACUGCUACUGUCACAGAAAUACAGACGCUAAAGGUCGCACAUGAACAACGGGCGUUCACAGUCGCAGAGCAAGAGACGUUCAAAGUCUAUAAGAAAGGGAGGAUCUAUGGCCACCGUCUGGAGACCUGGGACAAGCGAGAGUCCUCCGAGCCUGACUCCAUUGCUGCGCAGUGUGCUAAAGUCGUGCAAGGCUUGGACACAUUGAUAACCCGGAUUACCAUUGGGCAACUCACUUUCUCCGAAAUCAACCAGACUGGGAUGCUUGACGAGAAGGACCGUUUUCUAAUCUGGGCUGUGAAUAUUGGCGCUAUGCAUGGCGCCCAGUCACCUGCAUCGUUGGAACAGCGACUAUCGGAGGCCCCGCAAAUUCGAGAACACAUUGUCCGUAUCCUGAAGAGGCUUGAAGAUUCUAUUGUAAAAGCAACAUCAAUUGUGGCAGGCUCAAUUCCAAAUAGAACGUACUCGCUAGAAGAAGGUCAGGAUGUAGAAGGUAUUGAAGCCUUAGAGAUCUCAGACGAUGACUUGUCAUCCGUGACCGACACUGACUCCAUCUCGGAUCGACAUGAGCAUCCAAUAUCCGAAGUCGCUGAACUUCGGAGAGCGAUCAAAGAUACCAUAACAAAUCUCUUUCGUAUGUCGGUGGUCAUCAGGAAUCCCACGCCGAGAGGUAGAUAUAAAUCCUCCAGAAACCAGGAGCCCAUCGAUCCCGCUUUCGAUAUCACUCAUGUGCGAGACAAAUUCCCUACAUUAAGUGAUAAUUACGAUGAUCUCUUAAUUAGGCACUUGGGAAAAGCCAAUACUCGGAGGCGCGAAUACUUCCGAUACCGUCGCGAACAUCAUCUGAAAUUACUCCAUGACCAGGCCCAACCAAUGCCCGAAUCUAGCGAAGGGAACAUUGCAGAACCCAAUGAGCUUGCUUCAAGCUUUAAGGCUACCACAUUCAAGGGCCCAGAUACUAUGGAACUCCCAGACGAGCUAGAAGAUCGCGACUUCGAUGUCGGAUCCAUAACGUCCUUUGCCACGACUGCACCUGGUGGCUCUGGAAACUUCCGACGUAUACCUGACCCACCAAAGAGGGGAAUUGAAACCGAUUUUCACUAUGGAUCGUAUUUCGAAUGCCCAUAUUGCUACACGAUUCAAAAUGUAGCGAAUCGCCGCGAAUGGAACCCCUUCGCGGACGUUGAAGAGUUCGAAAGACAUCUACGGCAUGAUCACCCGAUCAGCUAUACGGCGGAGCAGCUUCCCGGCAUCCUCAGCCUGUCGCAAUUCACUCUUGACAAAUUCGCACCAUCCAGUUGCAUAUUCUGCGAUGAUUGGACAUUACCCAGAUUGCCGGAUAAACCUGUCACGAGCCCAGUAUACGCAACAGCCGAGCAAUUCAUGAAACAUCUAGGAAAGCAUCUCGUACAAUUAGCACUGUUCUCGCUUCCUGGAAUCGAACUCACUGAUGAAUCGGACGAUGAUCCAGAAGAGAUCAAAUCAGACGGGGCUUUCUCUCCCGUUGUAUAUGCGGAUCCGCUUCGACCGACCUAUACCAUGCGUGAAGCCAUACUUUCAAGUGUAGAGAUGCUCGAACUAGACGUGUAUCAGGCGGAGAUCGCAAUUAAAGACACCAAAGAAGGAACCAAAGAACACGCAUCAGCUGAGAAGCAAUCAAAGAAGGCUAAAAAGGCCAUCAAAAUUAGUAAUUGGAAAUUAGCGUUGCACGAUGUAGAACAGGACCUAAAGGGAGACAACGACGAACGAACGCAACGUGCACUCAUAGACAAGAAGAACGGACUCGAAGCAAAGUUAACGUUCAAGGACAAGCGGAAAUGA
This is a messenger RNA of Didymosphaeria variabile, 1989 nucleotides long. RefSeq lists its product as uncharacterized. Bases 1 to 1989 code for a protein of 662 amino acids. The transcript is spliced from 3 exons. The record is from RefSeq and is a predicted model, not a curated record. Lineage: Eukaryota; Fungi; Ascomycota; Dothideomycetes; Pleosporales; Didymosphaeriaceae.